Pundamilia nyererei is the source of this 698-nucleotide messenger RNA. RefSeq names its product transcription factor HES-5-like. The record is from RefSeq and is a predicted model, not a curated record. Gene Ontology annotation, molecular function: protein dimerization activity. Lineage: Eukaryota; Metazoa; Chordata; Actinopteri; Cichliformes; Cichlidae.
UACAGCACAGAGAUCCAGCCAUGGCAGCUACAGUCUCUCCAGUAAUGAUUAAUUCUCAGGAUCAUCUCACUUUGACUCAUAAGCUCAGAAAGCCUCUGGUGGAGAAGAUCCACAGAGUAAUCAACAGCAGUACUGAACAGCUCAAGUCUCUCCUGGGUCCUGAGUUCCUCAAACAGCAGCCAGACUCCAAACUGAAGAAGCCAGACAUCCUGGAGAUGACCGUUUGCUACCUGACAAGACCGCAGCAAUAGUGUCAUCCAGUGGACUCAGCAGCUGUUGAUAAGAGCUAUUCCAGGUGUGCCCAAGAGAUGGUCAACUUCCUGCCAAAGGUGGAGGUGAAGACUCGGUCCCAGAGAAACCUGCUGAACCACAUCAAGCAGCUGCACACUUCCUCUGAUAAAACCCUGAGUGAGGCUGACUUCUCUCCUCUGAGCUACACAGUCCAGACCAGACCACCAGCUCCCUCUGGAGGCCGUGGUAGAAACCUGCAGACUGGAGUCAAACUCAUUAAGUGCAAUGAUCGUAUUGGUCAGAAAUUACAGGAUUCUUCUUUCUUUUUUAAAAAAAAGACUUGUUCUUCUGUAUGUACAGAAGGUUUUACUUUGUGUGUAUUUGUUCUUGGUCACAGAUGAUAUUUCCUGCGGAAAUGACACCAACCAUCUUUGUAAUAGAGAGAGAAAACAUUUUGUCAUGCAAUA